AUGGAUCAUCUUCCUUGGUACGCUCCAUGUGGGGUUAGUCCUGUGCGAGUGCCGUUCAUAUGCGGCGGCGAAGCUCUCUGCGGGGGCGACGAUUUCCUCGAGUUUCCUGAGAAGCAAGAGUGGCAGUGGAAGCAUCCCGAAUCACUUUUACAGCUCGCAAGAAUGGGACAAGCCUGGCUGUUUUUCGGUCUGCUUGGCAUCGUCGGAAUUUCGCCGGAGGCCUGCAUUUCAGCCGUUGAUGACGCCACAUCAACGAUAGCCGAAGAGAGAUGGAUUGAUACGUCCCACCUGCCAGAUCUCCUCCAAGGUCUUAAGAACCCCGAGGAGUCCGCCGUUCAAGAAGUCAGGAGAUCUCGACUUGCGGACGCCAUAGUUAGGGCAAAGCACGUCAUGUCUCAUAUCUGGAUACCUUACAUUUGGGAAUUCGAUGCUCAAGAUAUGCCUACUCUCUGGAACUCACCCUCGUAUGCUAUAAUUUUCAGCAUAGAGGUGCUCUUGGACGCUCUUGAAGCCAUCUUGAGCUUCGAGAAUGAUGACCUCGAGAAGCUGGGAUCAAAAUCCCUGCUCGCAAAGUUCACGCCAGGGAUUGCUCGAAGCCUGCUGCAGGUAGGGAAAUGCGGCAGCUUGGCCUAUCGGCUUCCCUUUACUGCGUCCAAGCUCUAUCACCUGAUGUCCUUGCCUGAUGGAUCCGAUCUGCAUCGGCACAAUCAUUCCCUGUGCAAGGAAACCAGCUGCAGUUUAAUGAACGUGGACUCAUUGACGUAUCGCACGCAACAUACCCAGCGCUGCGUCGCAUGCGAAAACCUCGAGAUAAUGGAGGCAGAACUCGUGCGUCUCAUCCAGCGCGACGAAGUGCCGGUGAUCCGAAGUACCAUGGAUUCGAGCAGCAAUUUACGCGUCUCGAUCGUCAAGAUGGACCCCACGGUUGAUUAUGUUGCCAUCUCGCACGUCUGGGCAGGAGGAUUGGGUAACUUUCAGGCCAACAGUCUCCCACACUGCCAGCUGCAAGCAUUACAUCGGGAUGUGUUGGAUGUGAUGAUCUGUGCAUAUGACGACGACUGUGUGAGCUACAAUGAUGCCUCAGUUGAUAUCCCUCGCGGGAUGAUACGUAAACUUGUGCCAAGACCGCAGAAUCCAGACGGACGAGCAUGGUUUGGUUCUCAGCGCACACAGACAACCUGCUACUAUUGGAUUGACACUCUCUGCAUCCCCGUCCACCAGCGCGACGAGAAAAUACGAGCUAUAAACUCCAUGGGGAGGAUCUACGCUGGCGCAGCCAACAUCGUUGUCUUGGAUCCCACCUUGAGCAGAACCAACUUUUCUACACUCCAUAGAACGCCCGGGGAGAUGACGGACGCUAUUUACAGCGAGGAAGUUGACAGAGACGGUGAAGACCUAAGACAUUUCAGAGCCAACAUGCUGGUCGACGCCUCACCGUGGAUGGCCCGCAGCUGGCCACUACAAGAAGCUGCACUGGCCUCGACCAUUUACGUCAAAUUUGCCGACCGCAAGUUCCUCUACGAGAGUUCACGCUUAGGUAUCUCCAGUACGCUACAGACAUUACCAAACCAAGAGUCCCGUCGCCUCAUGUGGGGCGGAGACUCGUUGUGGUCGUUAUACUCAGAUGUGUUAGGCACCGGAGAGCCUUUACCGCACACGCCCAAUACUGAGUUCAUCUCGGUCUGGAACCAGCUGACCCGGAGGACAACCUCGUAUCCGGAAGAUGUUCCCGCCAUAUUCGCAGCACUUCUCUACAGAAGCGCUGGGGAGCUUCUAUCCAUCGCGCCGCAACUUCGCUCACGAGCCAUCCUGCGUUGUGUCGAAUCCCUGCCCCUUGAUAUCCUGACCGUGGAUCGCGAUCGCGCGGUAGACACUAAGGCUGGGUGGGUGCCCAGAUUUCCGGGUUCACGGGAACGUGUACCCGAGAUAGACCUCACACAUGGCGUACUUGAGCGCACAGCCAACGGCUUCCUUGUCCGGCCCGCACUAAAUCCUUCCGGGCCCACGCGCAUCUUGAUAUGUCCAUCUGGUGUAGGAGUUUCCGACUACAUUCUGUUGCGAGACGCGCUAUCUGGUGAGGCUAUUACGCUACGGGCCGAAUCCCCGGCCGCAGCCUUUCGAGGCAAGCUCCCGGCAGCUUCAUCAGGACCCCAACUUCUGUUAUUGCUCUCUAAGCCUUGCCUGCAGACGCCUAGCUGGAAUUUCGGCAUCCUGUGUGACAUCCACGAGCACACCAAGGAUAUGGUUAAGACGCGGCUCGUCGACACCACCAUCACCUGGAAGGCGGAGCGCGAUCCACAUGGUAAAUUGCAGCACACAAGCUCCGAUUGUCGAGUCCUGGAAGAUUCUUGUUCGAUAUACAUCGAAAUGGGCAUGUUAAUUUCCAUUCCUAAUCUCCCUCCUCCUUUUCACACCGCUAUGGCUCUUUCCCGCAGAAUCUACCGCUUCUCCUUUAGGUGGUUUAGUCGGCUGACGUGA
This is a messenger RNA of Pestalotiopsis fici W106-1, 2478 nucleotides long. RefSeq lists its product as uncharacterized. The transcript has a single exon. The record is from RefSeq and is a predicted model, not a curated record. NCBI's taxonomy places the organism in Eukaryota, Fungi, Ascomycota, Sordariomycetes, Amphisphaeriales, Sporocadaceae. The coding region runs from base 1 to 2478 and encodes 825 amino acids.